AUGUCGGCUUCCGAGGUUCCCUACAAGACCGUCUUCAGCCCCGACGCCCCCAAGGCCAUCGGCCCUUACUCGCCCGGCACCAUCCACAACGGCGUCGUCUACCUCUCCGGAUGCAUCUCCUUUAUCCCAGAGACCAUGGAGCUCCUCCGCGGCGGGAUCGAGGCAGAGACCGAGCAGACCCUCAAGAACCUCUUUGCCAACCUCAAGGCUGCCAACUCCGGCCCCUCGCACGUUCUCAAGACCACCGUCUUCCUCAAGGACAUGAACGACUUUGACAAGAUGAACGCCGUCUUCGAGAAGUUCUUCGCCCCCUACAAGCCCGCCCGCUCGGCGAUUGAGAUCGCCCGCCUCCCCCGCGACGCCCUCGUCGAGAUCGAGUGCAUCGCCGCCGUCAAGGAGUAG
Molecule: messenger RNA, 402 nt
Organism: Pseudozyma flocculosa PF-1
Lineage: Eukaryota; Fungi; Basidiomycota; Ustilaginomycetes; Ustilaginales; Ustilaginaceae
Exons: 4
Coding region: 1-402 (133 amino acids)
Cellular component (GO): cytosol; mitochondrion
Molecular function (GO): deaminase activity
Source: RefSeq, a predicted model, not a curated record